This is a messenger RNA of Trematomus bernacchii (emerald rockcod), 3442 nucleotides long. Its product is annotated as neuronal PAS domain-containing protein 3. NCBI's taxonomy places the organism in Eukaryota, Metazoa, Chordata, Actinopteri, Perciformes, Nototheniidae. Gene Ontology annotation, molecular function: DNA-binding transcription factor activity, RNA polymerase II-specific; protein dimerization activity; RNA polymerase II transcription regulatory region sequence-specific DNA binding. Gene Ontology annotation, biological process: regulation of transcription by RNA polymerase II. The record is from RefSeq and is a predicted model, not a curated record.
UGACCCCUACUGGGAGCGACCCUCUAAUGCAGGCAGCUGCUCCGCCGCCAGGCCCAAGACGCUUCACCUGGCCGGGCAGCAGCAGCACACCUCCUCACCAUGGCUGCAGGCUCUGAGGAAGGAGAAGUCACGUGACGCGGCGCGGUCGCGGCGGGGGAAGGAGAACUUUGAGUUUUACGAGCUGGCGAAGAUGCUGCCGCUGCCGGGCGCCAUCACCUCGCAGCUGGACAAAGCCUCCAUCAUCCGGCUCACCAUCAGCUACCUGAAGAUGAGAGACUUCGCCAACGGGGGAGACCCGCCGUGGAACCUGCGCAUGGAGGGAGCCCCGCCCAACACCUCCGUCAAAGCUAUAGGUAACCCGCGAAGGAGGAUUCCCCCCGCCGUCGCCUCAGAUGUCUUCGAACCUCACCUGGGCAGCCACAUUUUACAGUCUCUGGACGGGUUUGUCUUUGCAGUAAACAAAGACGGACGCUUCCUCUACAUCUCUGAGACCGUCUCCAUCUACCUGGGACUGUCACAGGUGGAGCUAACAGGCAGCAGUGUGUUUGACUACAUCCACCCUGGAGAUCACGCGGAGACGGCAGAUCAGCUCGGCAUGAAGCUUCCUCCGGGCCGAGGCUUGUCUCUUUCCCAGGGAAACGUCAACGAGGACGGGGCCUCAUCGGCUUCAUCCUCGUCCCACUCUGAGACGCCUGAACCAGUGGAGUCCAGCAGUCCCUCUCUCCUGGCCCCCGACAAACAUCUGGAGCGAUCGUUCUUCAUCAGGAUGAAGUCCACGCUCACAAAGAGAGGAGUGCACAUCAAGUCCUCAGGAUUCAAGGUGAUCCACGUGACGGGGCGUCUCCGGAUCAGGAUGGCGUUGACGCACAGUCGCUCGGUGCCGGUUCAGAUUUUGGGGUUGGUGGUGGUGGCCCACGCUCUGCCCCCCCCCACCAUCAACGAGGUGCGAAUCGACUGUCAGAUGUUCGUCACCCGAGUCAACCUCGACCUGAAGAUCAUCUACUGCGAGAACAGGAUCAGCGACUACAUGGACCUGACUGCAGUGGACAUUGUGGGGAAAAGGUGUUACCAGUUAAUUCAUGCUGAGGACGUGGAGGGAAUCAGAGAGUGUCAUCUGGACCUGAUAAACAAGGGUCAGUGUGUGACAAAGUACUACCGGUGGAUCCAGAAGAACAGCGGCUACAUCUGGAUCCAGUCUGCUGCGACGCUCACCAUCAACACCAAGAACGGCAACGAGAAGAACGUCAUCUGGGUCAACUACGUCCUGAGUAAUCAUGAGUAUAAAGACUUCCCCAUGGACAUCUUCCAGCUGCCCAACCUGCCCGAGAAAACCUCCGAGUCCUCCGAAUCCUCCGACUCCGAGUCCGAGUCUAAAGAAAACUCUGAUAACGAGAACGCCAAGUCAGAAGGGAAGCCGAGCCUCCAAUCAGAGCGCGAGGAUCCCGAGACGGACAGCAAGCGUCAGCAGCAACCCGGCCAAUCACACUGCUCCUCAGACCAGGAAAUGAAGCGUCAAGAGGAAGGAGACAGUUCGAGUAAUCCUGAGAGUCAAGACAGCGACGACAGUCUUGAACCUUCAGAUGUAGAGAGGGAGGAACAGGAAGAAGCAAAUGGAGGAGGUGGAGGGGGAGGAGGAGGAGGAGGAGGGGGAGGAAAUGGAGGAGGAAGAAUUGGGAGAUUAACAGGAUUAGUUGGGUUAGGAGGAUUGGGUGCCAUUGGAGGACUUGGUACUCUGGGUGGGCUUCAUAUUAAAGUAGAGCGCUACGGAGAGGGAGAAGAUGCUCAGCUGCACAACUCACAAACUUCUUCAGAGGAGGAGGAGGAGGAAGAGGAUGAUGACGACGAUGAGGAGGAAGAAGUCUUGCAAGAUUGCGACAGCGCCAACGCCGGAAACAGGCUCCAGAAGAGGAGGAAAAGGAGGAAAGUGCAGAAAUGGGAUGGACCCCGAAGCAAGAGGCUCCGUCUCUCCUCAAUGUCGCCUAGUCCCAACGAUUUAGGAGAUACUACGCCACUCGUUGACCAAUCCCAGACCUCCUCAUCUGCUAACUCCUCCCACCUCCUCACCUCCGCUGGAUCCCCAACGAGUGCGUCGUCCUCAGUCCUGAAGAUCAAGACGGAAAUGGCCGAGCCGAUCAACUUCGACAACGACAGCAGCAUCUGGAACUUCCCGCCCAACAGAGAGAUCUCUAGAAACGAGUCUCCGUACAGCAUGACCUCCAAACCGGCCCCUCCCUCUUCCCACGAGAGCUUCCCCUCACCCCAGGGAGGCAUUCCCGAGUCCGUCCUCACCCCUCCUGGAAACGAUGGAGGGUCCGGAGGAGGAGGGAGGAAGCCUCCUUACAACGGGAACUCUUCAUCUUCUUCCAGCUUAGCUCCUCCAUCCAGCGCCUCCUCCUCCGACCCUCUAUCGCCUCCUCUUUCCGCUUCACCUCGGGAUAAACAACAACAACAACAAGGCACUCCGACAACCUCUUCUUCCUCAUCUUCUUCCUCCAUAACCUCGUCCUCCUCGCUGCUGUACUCUGGUGAUCUCGAGGCGUUACAGCGUCUACAAGCCGGUAACGUCGUGCUCCCGUUGGUCCACAGGGUCACGGGAACGCUUGCCUCGACGAGCACCACUUCUCCACGAGUUUACACCACCGGGACCAUCAGAUACGCACCCGCGGACGUAACCUUGGCCAUGGCUCAAGGCAACCUCCUCCCAAAUGCUGCCAUGAACUUUGGCGACGGCUCCGGCUUUGGUUUGGACCCUAAAACGCCGAUGGAGAUGCUUUACCACCACGUGCACCGGCUCAAUAUGUCGGCAGCAGCGGCCGCCGGUGGUCCGUUUCUCGGAUCUCCAACAUCCACGGUGGGAAACGGCGCUCUUGGAGGCCAGAUGCCGACGGCAGCCAACGUGUUCACGACGGCGGAGGGACUUUUCUCAACUCUACCGUUCCCAGUGUACAGUAAUGGGAUCCACACCACACAGACAACUCUGGAGAGGAAGGAGGAUUAGUGAGAGGCGUUCGAGACCGCAUUACUGUGUUUCUGGAAUCAAAGUUAAAGACUACUCACUAGUAACAAAACAAAAAAAAGACUUGCGUUUUAUCAACACAGCACUGUGUUCCCGAGGGGAGGAAGGACAGGGAAGGAUGGCAGAUGUACUCUAGCACUUUGAAUCUGAGCAACUGAGCUUGUGUAAUAGACAUGAAUGACACUCAAACAUGUCCCCCUUUUCUAUCUUUCUCCUCUCUCCCCUUCCUCUGUCUUUGUGCGAUCAGCAGCGUUUUUUGCUCUUGAACAAAGACUAUUCUUUAUUGUAAAGAAUUUCUUUUUUUGCCUACAGAGAAUUCAUAUUGCCUAAGGACUCCGCCGGAGCCUGACGGGGAUCACUUUUAUUAUUUCUCUUGUUUCUGUAGCGUCUUUAUGAAGAUGCUGAUUGUGUGUAUUUAAAGGAGGA